AUGCUCAGUUCCAUGCUGAAGAACAUGAUUGUCUCCAAGUUCAAAUUUCCCUUUAAAUUCACAAGUAGAAACAAGAAACAAAUUGCGAGUAGCUUUGUCAGUGAGACGGAUGUUAGCAAAGAGUAUCUGGAGGCAUUUAGGACGAAAUCAUACAUGGAGAUUUGCGACAAACUGGAAAGCUACAUAGGCUUCGAAAAUGAAUCAUAUUCAUCUUCAUCCUCUAUUCGUGAUCAUUAUAUUCAUCACUGUGACAUACUAGCUGAACCACAAAAGGAAGCCAUGGCUAACCUAGCCAAUACCUAUGAUAUUGAUCACUGCCUACUCCUUGACUUCUUCGAUGCUGGUUCAGAAUCAUGGAAGUUAUGUGAAAAACUUCUGCACUCUAUCCAUCAAGAAAAUGCUAAUCGUCUUAGCACCGCAAGGAUCAUAAAGCUUGCCGAAAGGGUUCCAAAAAGUGAUCAACGCACUAGAAUAUACAAAGAACUCGCCUUGUAUUCGUCUUUGGGGAACCCUCUAUCGGAUUUCAGCCUAGAAAUGUUCCCCAAAAUCAACAACCACCUUAAACUCUUGCUGAAGAGGUUAACCACAAAUCAGGCAAGGUUAAAAAGAAAGCGAACACUCAUCAUGUGUAUGAAAAAAGCCAUGGGUUGCGCUCUUGUAGCUUCGUAUACAGUGUUAGCAGUUGCACUGCUUGUUCUUGCAUUUCAUGGAUUGAUUGGGAUCGUAGUAUCUGCAGGGUUGAUCUCUUGUUUUUUGGGUUUAACUAGGAAGGCAAACGCAACCAAGAAUGGUCUCAAAACGAGCGAGCUUAAGAGGGUUGGUUUGUUACUAGAUGUGGCUGCAAAAGGGAUUUACACAUUGAUCAAGGACUUUGAUACAAUAGGUUCGCUUGUACGAAAAUUACACAAUGAAGUCGAAUUCGGGAGGACAAUGGCUAGUAAAUGUGUUGAUGAAAACCUAAAGUCCGAUGUGUUAGAGGAAGUACUGAGGGAGUUUGGAGUCCAUGAGAGUCGCUUCAUGGAACAAAUGGAAGAACUUAAGGAUCAUAUUUACUUGUGUUUGCUCAAUGUUAAUAGAUCAAGAAGGCUCCUGGUGAAAGAGAUAAUGCCUGUAGUUGCAAAGGUAUUUGAAGAUCUUUAA
Messenger RNA from Lactuca virosa, 1140 nucleotides. The record is from the annotation of a GenBank genome assembly. NCBI's taxonomy places the organism in Eukaryota, Viridiplantae, Streptophyta, Magnoliopsida, Asterales, Asteraceae.